GUCCUGGAGGUUCCAGGUUGCAAAAUUCUAAUGGCAGGUCUGGACUCCGGUUUUCCCCAGAUUUGGAGGAUCUGGAUCUUGGCGCCCCGAACCCUCUUCCUGCUAGUCUCUGGUGCUCUAACGCUGAUCGAGACGUGGCCUGGUCGUAUCAAUCUUGACCCAGCAAUUUGCAACAGGACAAAAAUUGGGAUGGGUCUCAGUUCUUCCCUGUUGCCAGGACACCACUCUCUGAGGUAUUUUAAAACCACCCUUUCUGGGCCCCAAAGCAGAGAGACUCACUUUAUCGCAGUUGGCUACAUUGAUGAUACAAGGUUUGAGCUGUUCAACAAUGAAGCCCCGAUUCCAAGGGCAGAAGCACUGACAUCAUGGAUGGAGAAGCUGGAUCCAUGGAUCCUGGAUGGAGAGACAUGGUGGUUCAAGUACCUGGCACAAGUUUCAAGAGAUCGCCUGAACACAUUUCGUGCCUACCACAACCAGAGUAGGACAGGGUCUCACAAUUACCAGUGGAUGUGUGGCUGUGAUGUGGGGUUGGAUGGACGAUUCCUUCAUGGAUAUGAUGAUCAUGCCUAUGAUGGUGAGGAUUAUAUCUCCUUGAACGAGGACCUGCACACAUGGACAGCGGCAAACAAAGUGGCUGAGAUCACUAAGCGUGACUGGGAGGCAGCAGGUUUGGCAGAGCAUGUCAGGAAUCAUCUACAGUCUGGAUGUGUGAGAUCGCUUCUCAGAUUUCUGAAGUAUGGAAAAGAAAGUUUGGACCAUGCAGACCCUCCAAAGACACAUGUGACCCGUCACUCCAUCUCUGACCAGGAGGCCACCUUGAAGUGCUGGGCCCAGGGCUUCUACCCUGCAGAGAUCACCCUCACUUGGCAUCGUGAUGAGGAGGACCUGACCCAGGACACAGAACUUGUGGAGACCAGGCCUGGGGGAGAUGGAACCUUCCAGAAGUGGGCAGCUGUGGUGGCGCCUUCUGGAGAGGAGCAUAGAUACACCUGCCAUGUGCGACACAUGGGGCUGCCUGAGCCCCUUAUCCUAAGAUGGGAGCCACCUGAGUCCUCCACCCCCAGCACAGGCUUCUUUGUUGGUCUACUUCUUCUUGGAGUUGUGGUUAUUGGAGCUCUGAUUUGGAGGAAGAAGGGUUUCAGGUGCUAAAGGAGAGAGACUUCGAGGAGCAUACAGUUAUUUCCAGUUACUUCCUAUGUAUUUUAUAUGUGCCCUGCUCACACCAUUGUCUGGAUGUGUAUUGUGACCUGAGAGAGGACUCCACCACAGGCACCCUCUUUAUCCUGCUCUCUAUCUCCUAUUCUCUUGUGUCUAGGGACAAUGGAUUACCCUUCCCCUGAACAUUGCACUAAUCCCUUGGCCCCUGCGUAUGGCAUCUAUGACUAAUAAACCUAUGAAUUGCAUUG
Erinaceus europaeus (western European hedgehog) is the source of this 1406-nucleotide messenger RNA. Its product is annotated as HLA class I histocompatibility antigen, alpha chain G. Lineage: Eukaryota; Metazoa; Chordata; Mammalia; Eulipotyphla; Erinaceidae. Gene Ontology annotation, biological process: immune response; antigen processing and presentation of endogenous peptide antigen via MHC class Ib; antigen processing and presentation of endogenous peptide antigen via MHC class I via ER pathway, TAP-independent. Gene Ontology annotation, molecular function: peptide antigen binding; signaling receptor binding. Bases 31 to 1149 code for a protein of 372 amino acids. The record is from RefSeq and is a predicted model, not a curated record. Gene Ontology annotation, cellular component: external side of plasma membrane. The transcript is spliced from 6 exons.